AUGAGGGCGGCACUGCGGAAGAUCCAGGCAGUUGACGACAGGAGGUUCCCGAUCCUUCGACAGCAGCUUCAAGCGCAAGUCAAAGAACGUUUUGGAAAUGUUCUCCUAGAAACACCAUAUGUUGUGUCAGCUCUUCUCCACCCAAAUAUCAAGACACGGCUGUUCGACAGAAAGACACUCACCCCCAGCAUGCCACAACUGUGCUCGAGCGAGCUCGCAAAGCAACUCCUGUCUGCGGCAGUUGAGAAGUUCAAUGCUGAGGACUGCGAGAACGACCAAAAUUCAGCAUCAGAAGAAAUGGAGGCACCGUCGGCAAAUAGCAUCUUUGCUUUCUUGGAUGAAGUUGCACGACCCAUGAGCAGUUGUCAAACAGAGGUAGAGCAGUAUCUUCAAGCGCCCCCACAAAAUGCGGACCCUCUCCAGUUCUGGAAGAAAAACAGUCCCCGCUUCCCAGCACUCUCAAAGACCGCAAAAUGCUUCUUGGGAUUGCCCGCGUCGUCAGGCGAUGUUGAGAGGCUCUUUUGUAUCGCAGGGUCCCUCAAGAGAGCGCGGAGGGCGAGCCUGUCAAUUGCUAAGGUUGCAGAAAUGCUCUUAUAUUGGGAGCAUAGGAUCCCCAGUAUCUCAAGAAAUUUGGGGCAGAAGUGA
Ornithodoros turicata is the source of this 645-nucleotide messenger RNA. RefSeq lists its product as uncharacterized. Bases 1 to 645 code for a protein of 214 amino acids. The record is from RefSeq and is a predicted model, not a curated record. NCBI's taxonomy places the organism in Eukaryota, Metazoa, Arthropoda, Arachnida, Ixodida, Argasidae. Gene Ontology annotation, molecular function: protein dimerization activity. The transcript has 3 exons.